Molecule: messenger RNA, 1451 nt
Organism: Owenia fusiformis
Lineage: Eukaryota; Metazoa; Annelida; Polychaeta; Sabellida; Oweniidae
Source: the annotation of a GenBank genome assembly
AUGGCUACAAGGUUUAUUUUGGUGGUGGUGGUGGUGUUGUGUAUCUACAAUGCAGGAAGAGUGAGAGCAUCAUGUGAUUGCAAGCUUAGCGCAACUUCAAAACCAGUAGCACCAGAGAUCAUCAACUCAAGACUUGAUGCACAAGAAGCCAUUAUCAACAUAAUCAAAGAGAAGUACAAAAAGUUACAACAAGACAAUCAGGUAAAACUUGAGCGAUUAAAGAACUCCAAAAGAGAUGGUGAGCAUGCAACAGAUAUAGUAUAUACAGAAGGAACUGCCAGAGGGACAUAUUCAUUUAUGGAUAACAAAGGAAGGAAAGUUGAAGGGAUUCUGAAAGCUAUCUUUAACUACAAUGUGGCAUCACGUUUACCAAUAUGGAAAAUUACAGCUGACAAGUUUAAAAUAACAGGAUAUACAUUCAUGCCCUAUUUCCUUGCUUCAACUCCAAUAAGUGGAAGAGUGAGAGCAUCAUGUGAUUGCAAGCUUAGCGCAACUUCAAAACCAGUAGCACCAGAGAUUAUCAACUCAAGCCUUGAUUACCAACAAGAGAUAAUUGACAGACUUGAAAAGCAGUACCAAAACUUAGUACAGAACAAUGAGUUUAAUCUUGAGCGAUUGACGAAUGCCAAAACCGAUGCUCAGCAUAUGACAGAUAUAGCAUAUAAGGAAGCAAAUCAAUGUGCCAAGAAGCGCCAUUUGCGCUGCAUAGAAUCUGGAGAGUGUAUCCAUCAACUAUUUGGCUGUGAUGGAGUGGUCGACUGCCUAGAUGGGUCUGAUGAAGAUAAUACAGUAUGUAUGAAACCUUUCAAGAUAGGUGGUAAGUUCAGGGUUGUUCUCCCUAAAAGUCAGCAAUGUUUCCACAAUGCUUCUUCGUUUGUCCAGUUGGUUACUGCAGUUACAAAGCUUGAAACAAUAAAAUACUUUCCACAGAUUUUCAAAGGAGCUGCUGAAACAGAAUAUACAUUCAUAGAUAACCAAGGAAGGAAUGCUGAAGGCAUCCUAAAAGUUAAAUUUACCCACUUUGUGGCCUCUGGAGAAAUGAUAUGGAAACAUACUGAUGAGGAGCAUAACAAGUACAAUAUGACGGGAUAUGGAUUUUUGCCUUAUUUCAUUGGCCCAACUACUCCCAUAAGGGGCACAUAUUAUUUUGGACAUGAUUUAAAGAAAGUUUGCUCUGAUGUAGUUUGGUAUCCACAUUCUUGAUUAUCAUCUAUCAGAAAAAAGAAAAAAAAAUCUAUCUGAAAUAUGUUUGCUUGUAGAAUCAAGAGGCAUAAGACAAUAAUUUACAAAGUUAACUGAUUGAUUGAUUGGUUGAUUGAAUGAUUGAUGUACCUCACACCGAUAAAAUAUUUAGGCCUGUUUUUUCUGUAAAUUGUAAGUUAGUAACUAUGUUAAUGUAAAAGUGCAAAUAAAUUAAAUAAAUUGAAUAAUAAAAAGUUGUAAACAAGAAC